GAGUACUGUGCCUAUUAUUUAUUAUUAUGCACCAAUGUGAGAUAAAAAACAUGUGCCUAUAAAUGAUCAACCAUAUAUUCUCUACAAACAACAUAUAUACCUCUCUUCUUUGUUCUUCAUAUCUAGUUUGAGUUUCAACUAUGGAACCAAAUUGUGAUUUGAUAUUCGCUCCUGCGAUUCCCACUGACAUUCACGGAAUCAAGAUCUUGAGACAACCUUCGGAUUCCAAGCUUGCUGAACUUGGGGUUACCUCUUGGCCUAUAUGGGAAAGCACUCCACGCAAAUUUCCAUGGAAGUUUAAGAAGACAGAGACGAUGUACUUCUUGGAGGGGAAGGUGAAAGUCACUAUAGACGAUAAUCACAAAGAAGAGGAACAAAAAGCCUUAGAAUUAAUGGCCGGGGAUUUGGUUGUGAUUCCUAAAGACAAGAAAGUUGUUGUGGAUGUAACUGAAGCUGUGAAGAAACAUUAUUAUAGAGAGUACGAGAUUGUGAAAUCUGAAUCACCUUCAAAAGCAUAGUUUAAGGGAUUUGAAUAAAUUAUUUGCCUGUUAUAUCUACAUAAGGCUUAUAACACCUAUAUAUCUUGUGUCUUGUAAUCAUAAAUUAGUUGUAUGUUUGGAUCUAAUAUAUCUUGUAAUCGUAUCUCCUAUAGUGUUGAAUGCUUAAUCAAAUAAGAGUCUUGUGUCUUACCUUUGGUCAA
This is a messenger RNA of Thlaspi arvense, 700 nucleotides long. The record is from the annotation of a GenBank genome assembly. Lineage: Eukaryota; Viridiplantae; Streptophyta; Magnoliopsida; Brassicales; Brassicaceae.